GUUCCAGCCGUCUCCGUAUGUUGGAUAUCCUUUCUUCAUGAUCCCAGACCUCGGGAACCUCUGCAGUCCUUACCUCGCUAACGGGGCGCUCACACCUGGAGCACGCACGUAUCUGCCGUUCCAGUGGCCUCUGCUUCGACGUACCAGGAAGAUCUGCUAUGAGAGACUCUGCUACUCCUACACACCUGAGCAACAACGUGGUUCAGCAUCCUCACAUGACUCACCUGCACCCGCUGCUCUCCUACAGUCCAGAAGCCUUCUCACCUCAGAGAGCCUCACCUGGCUUCUCUCCUGAUGCAGGAAUGUCGAGGCCUCCUCACUCCGCCUGCUACCCCGUCUCUCCUGGAGGAAUGGCUCAGAUCCCUCAUCCUCUGGGCUGGCUACAGGGGCAGCACAUGUAUCCCAUCGCUGGAGGAUUCUCUCCCGCUGCUCUCGCCAUGAACGCCUCCGUGUCGAGUUUGGUGUCUGGCGGCUUCUCUCCUCGUCUGGUGCCGACGUCUCAAUCGUCCAUUCCUCAUCCUGCCAUCGUCUCUACGGGAGUGAAGCAGGAGCCUGAAGGCAGCGGCCAGCACGGGAAGAUGCUGGCUGACUCUCAGCAGGAGAAGAUGGAGGAGAGGAAGCCUCACAUCAAGAAGCCGCUCAACGCGUUCAUGUUGUACAUGAGAGAAGAACGACCCAAAGUAGUCGCUCAGUGCAAAGUGAAGGAGAGCGCCACCAUCAACCAGAUCCUGGGACAGAGGUGGCAUUCUCUGUCCAAAGAGGAUCAAGCCAAAUAUUAUGAACUGGCUCGUAAAGAGAGACUGCUCCACUCUAAACUUUACCCUGGCUGGUCAGCAAGAGACAACUAUGGUAAAAAGAAAAAGAGGAAGAGAGUGAAGAGUGAAAGUCUGCUGGAUGAGGACCUCCCACCGCAGCCAAAGAGACCUCACAUGCCGCCCGGAUCUGAGGAGAUGCCACACACACACACAGUCCUCACACACUCCCAGUCAGCACACACACACUCACACUCACACACACACACACACCCUCGCUCUCACCUGCCACCUCAGCAUCAUCAUCAGCAGCAGCCUCACACACUCUCCCACAUGACACACACACACCUGUCUCAGGCUAGCCCCGCCUCCUCUCUGGACUCUCCUGCGACCCCGACGACGGCUCUGGCCUCGCCCGCCGCCCCCGCUCCCACACACACCGAGCACACGCACGCACACACGCACACACACACGUCAUCGUCCUCGUCCUACAGCCACAGCGGACACUCGUCGCCGUACGCCGAGCAGCUGCAGCCGUUGUCUCUCACCACCAAACCGCACCGGACGGGUCUGAGCAGGAACCCGGCGACCCCCGGACCCUCCACGCCUUCCUCUUCCUCCGACACGCCCACCCCGUCACCGCACACCGCUUCCUGUUCCUCCUCCAGGAGCACGCCGCCGCCGCCGCCCUUCCUGCUCCCGCCUCCUACCUCCUCCUCGCACCAAUCAGCAGCCUUAAAUCAGCCGUUCUCUCUCAGGCGAGCCAAUCACCUGUGAG
Molecule: messenger RNA, 1530 nt
Organism: Scomber japonicus (chub mackerel)
Lineage: Eukaryota; Metazoa; Chordata; Actinopteri; Scombriformes; Scombridae
Product: transcription factor 7-like 1-A
Exons: 10
Coding region: 159-1529 (456 amino acids)
Biological process (GO): regulation of transcription by RNA polymerase II; canonical Wnt signaling pathway
Cellular component (GO): beta-catenin-TCF complex; catenin-TCF7L2 complex
Molecular function (GO): RNA polymerase II cis-regulatory region sequence-specific DNA binding; DNA-binding transcription factor activity, RNA polymerase II-specific
Source: RefSeq, a predicted model, not a curated record